This is a messenger RNA of Pungitius pungitius (ninespine stickleback), 1835 nucleotides long. RefSeq names its product guanine nucleotide binding protein (G protein), gamma transducing activity polypeptide 2b (gene gngt2b). The record is from RefSeq and is a predicted model, not a curated record. Gene Ontology annotation, biological process: G protein-coupled receptor signaling pathway. Gene Ontology annotation, cellular component: heterotrimeric G-protein complex. Lineage: Eukaryota; Metazoa; Chordata; Actinopteri; Perciformes; Gasterosteidae. Bases 1367 to 1579 code for a protein of 70 amino acids. The transcript has 3 exons. Gene Ontology annotation, molecular function: G-protein beta-subunit binding.
UAGAUUGUUCUGGUAUUUUUUCAAAUGUCACGUUGUCUCGAAUGGAAUUCUCGUCAAUUGAGCAGGCACGUACAACGUCAAUCAGAUGCAAUAAUGUUUUCAACCACAACAGGGUGCCUUUGGGCUGAUUGAUUGAUUGAUAUAGAUAUGCAGCUUUUCAUUAAAUUAUUUUGGGAUGUUUGUUGAAAUUGAUUGGAUAGCCCUCCCUAGAAGAUUUUACACCGACCACCACCGAAAGCCAAUGAGUAUAUUUCUAAAAAUGCUCACACUUUCUAUUUAUAUCUCUAUAUAUGUUUUUAAAAGCAUUUAUUCAGUGUAAUUUAUACUGUAUGAUUAAAUAGUAAAAGUUAGGUGCUGAACCAGAGAAUAUUUUGAUUGAUCGCACUUGAAGCCCCAAUGAAACUGACUCAAAGGAUGGAAUGAACAUAGAGCGGCCUGUUAGGGGAGGGGCCUAAUUCACCAGGUGAUCAUAGUGCUGUUGAUCCACAAUGACGUGUCUCGCGUUAAUCUUUAGCAGAUGAGACUAACUCGGAUCCUGAAAAUGGCUUAGCGUGAGUCCCGCUGAAGGUUUAGUUCAGGAUCAGUAGUUUGUCAUGUCUCUGAUGAAAUGUCAGUUGUCAUUGGGACUACUUUCACACGGCGAGAACAUGUUUUUUCAUAAAACCUCCAACUUCAGAAACAUUAGUCUGAAUGGACUCACCUCACAGCAGAUGUUUACUUGAGGUUAAAGCCAAAUACAAAAGGGGGGCUUGGUAAGAGAAGGGGCAACACCCUACUGUUGUUUUAUCGAUUCCUGUAAUAGUCCUGCAACUUUUCCAUAGUGCGAAUUAAAAAAAACCCUCAUAUUUCCAUUAGAAGGUAAAAUCAUGAUCACCUUCUGGUCGGCCCACAGCAAUUAGAGACAGAACUUUCGAUAAAUCUAAUACAGCAUAUUAAUAACGAAUAACUAUUAAUUAAUGGAUGUUCUUCAGAGGAGACAUAUGGACGAGACUUUGAAUACAACAAAGGGCUUCAGGAGAAGUCCAAAUUGAGCACACAGAUAGCAUCAGAUGACCAUGAGUCUAUCGCUUCCCAUGUCCCACUUUCUCCUCCGCACCUGCAGAUCUAGAAGGAUCCCUUACCUUCCUCCUUCCUGUUCAGAGGUCACGGCCCCUGAUUGUUUAAUCCCAUCAGGGGGGAUUGGUGACAUCAGGUCCAAUCCUUUGGCCGACCUCUCCCCCCCGAAAGCCAGCAGCGUGGAUCAGCUGGGAUGAAGAGCAGUGGGAGCGAGGGGAUCAGUCAUCGUGAGGAAGCGAGCGGACUGCAGGGACUCUUAGGAGCCAACACGUUUUCACAUAUUCCAGGAUCCCACCAUUAAACAGUCAGGAUGGCUCGGGACAUGUCAGAUAAGGAAAUCUUGAAAAUGGAGCUGGACCAAUUGAAGAAGGAAGUUAACACGGCCCGGACACCAGUGGCUGCAAACUGUGCACUGACGGUCGCUUUCGUCGAGGAGAUGGUGCCAAACGAUCCGCUCAUUAAGGGCGUGGCGGAUGACAAGAACCCCUACAAGGGAGAAAAGGGGGGCUGCAUAGUAACAUAGCACGCAGAGAUGCAGAGAAUAGUCAAACGGUUUUAUAUGCCAGCCCGGGUUACGUCGCUGUUUUAAUCCCUGUAGAACUCCGGUGGAUCAAAUGUUGCAGGUAGUAAGACGACUGAGAUCUGUAAAGGUUGAUUGCUACCGGGAGAGAGAGCCUUUUCCAUCACUGGAUUACUGUAUGUACCUGUUGAUAUGAAAAUGUUUCUUUGCCACUUUGUAAUUAAAUGCAAAUAGCUGUCCAAGGCUUUGACCUGACCCG